AUGAUAGCGCAAGACAGCCCUCAGCAAGAACAGGAGCGAAUAGGAACCCUUCGGUUUCUUUCGCCCAGACAGCUGGUGAAACAAGACAAUUUUGUUUCUUUCGGGGAACCAACAACUCGUUCUACGCCACCAUCACCUGUUGCCUGUGCAAGAACAAGGGGCACUACCAGAGCCAUUGUCCCGCUGCCAAGGAUGGAACGGGAGCAAAGUUGGAAGCUACUAUCAGUGAGUGAGUCCACCGAUCAUAUUUGCAGCAACCUGCGUUCUUUGACUCAACCACUGAUGGGGAAAUAUUGA
Messenger RNA from Cylindrotheca closterium, 297 nucleotides. NCBI's taxonomy places the organism in Eukaryota, Bacillariophyta, Bacillariophyceae, Bacillariales, Bacillariaceae. The record is from the annotation of a GenBank genome assembly.